Momordica charantia (bitter melon) is the source of this 1747-nucleotide messenger RNA. Its product is annotated as putative acetyltransferase At3g50280. NCBI's taxonomy places the organism in Eukaryota, Viridiplantae, Streptophyta, Magnoliopsida, Cucurbitales, Cucurbitaceae. The record is from RefSeq and is a predicted model, not a curated record.
UUGAAAAGAGCUAUUCCCUUUUUUUUUUUUUUUUAAUUUUCUGACGCCAUCCAACCGACUCUUCAGGAAAUAAAAGGAGGAUGGUGUGGUGAUGAUACCAGAAAAGAAGGGUCUUGAACCCAUCUGCGCAGCGCCGGCGGCUAAGCAAACAGAAGCUCCUCUUCAGUCUUCAGUCUUCCCCGAUUGAAUCGAAACUUGCGGAGGAUGGAUUCCCAUCAUCCGACGCUCCGAAAAAUCUCCGAGUGCUUUGUCAAACCACAACGUCUUCCCCAAGAAUCAAAGCAGCCCUAUUAUCUCGGCCCCUGCGAUUUCAUCAUGCUUUCCGUCCACUAUAUCCAAAAAGGCCUUCUCUUUCACAAACCUUCUGAAUCCGCGGCCUAUGACCACGGACACCCUUUUAUGGUCAAUCUUCUCCGCCGCCUCAAAGACUCCCUCUCCGCUGCUCUGUUUCACUUCUACCCACUCACCGGCCGCCUUGCUACGGUCAACAACCAGGAUCAAGCUUCCAUUUUGAUCUAUGUGGACUGCGUCAACAGCCCCGGAGCAAAGUUCAUCCACGCCGCAAUCGACAUCACAAUUUCUGACGUUCUGUCCCCAGUUGAUGUGCCUCCAGUGGUCCACUCUUUCUUCGACAAUCACAGAGCUGUCAACCACGAUGGACAUACUCUGCCUUUGCUAUCCAUUCAGGUAACCGAAUUGUUGGACGGCGUCUUCGUUGGCUGCUCCUUUAACCACGUUAUGGGUGACGGAACCUCCUUCUGGAAUUUCUUCAACAUGUGGUCUGAAAUCUUUCAAGCACCGUCCGAAUCGGAUGAUGGUAAUGUUUCAAUUUCACGGCCACCCAUUCUGAACCGGUGGUUUCCCGAUGGGGUUGGCCCAAUUAUCAAUCUCCCCUUCACCCACCUCGAUCAAUUCGUCAGCAGAUUCGAGACCCCCCUGCUGAGGGAGAGAAUUUUCCACUUCUCAGCAGAAUCAAUCGCUAAAUUGAAAGCGAAAGCCAACGCAGAGUGCAACACCGGAGAAAUCUCCUCCUUCCAGUCCUUGUCGGCGCUUGUGUGGCGAUCCAUAACACGAGCCCGUCGCGCGCCGGAGGAUCAAAGCACCAAUUGCAACAUGGCGGCUAACAACAGAGCAAGGUUAGAACCAGCCUUAUCCUCGAACUACUUCGGAAACGUAGUAUCGGGACUGAGAGCGGAAGCAAAAGCAGGGGAAUUGCUUGAAGCAGGGCUGGGUUGGGCGGCGUGGAAAUUGCACGAAGCAGUGAUCAACAACACGAACGAGAAGUUAAGAGAGGAACUAGACAAGUGGUUGGAAUCUCCCUUUACUUUUCAAUUGAGUCGAUUUUUUGAUCCGUACAGCAUCAUGCUGGGGAGCUCCCCGAGGUUCAAUAAAUAUGGGAAUGAGUUUGGAAUGGGAAAAGCGGUGGCGCUGCGGAGUGGAUAUGCGAACAAAUUCGACGGCAAGGUUUCUUCGUAUCCAGGCCGCGAGGGCGGAGGAAGCGUAGAUUUAGAAAUCUGUCUACUCCCACAAAAUAUGGCCUUUCUCGAAUCCGAUUUGGAGUUCAUGGAUGCUGUUUCUUCCUAGUUCCUCGCCCAACUUGCAAUAUCAAUCAUGAUUCUCCAUCUACACAAAUAAAUAACCAACAAGUUAUGUAAUUUUCAACACCAGGAUUUGAUUUCGAACCUAAUCGUGCAUUUUGUUUGCUUUAAUAAAGAAUGAUAGACAGCAGUUGGGUGGUAUUGACUCA